AUGGCGCAACUCGCCGCACGCACCAGCAUUGGUGAUAUCGCUGAACGCGCUCUGGACGCCCUACUGACGCCAUAUUUGAAUUCAGGAUCUGCGCAGCGCGCACAUCUAUCGGAGGUAGACGUUGGACAAAUCUCUACCAAUCUCAGCCGCAUAGGCAAGAUUUCGUGGAGCAGAGUUCCUCGUCUCUACACGGUCCUUCGCUUAGUUGACCAUGUGCAGGUCCUCGACGCAUUCCUCAACCAAGGCGUUUCCGAUGUCUGGUUUCCAUUCUCCGAAAGAACUUUGCCAGAAAGCUUACGAAGUUCUUCUGCUCGACUUAAGUUCCUAGACCUACAACACGUCGUAUUGGCAACAGCGCUAAGUUUGGAACGAGAGGAUACCGGCCAUUGCCAUUUUUCUAAACAAGAAGAUAUACCUCUAGAGAAGGUGCAAGAGCUAGGCAAAGGUGGGUUCGGAACCGUGGAUCGCGUCAUCAGUACUAUCACCUACACAGAAUAUGCGCGCAAACGCAUACCCCGGGGAAAGACAUUCAAGAAAGAUACCCAAAUACUAAGAGACUUUGAGCGUGAAUUAGGCCAUCUCAAAAAGCUGUCUCAUAUCCACAUCAUCAAACUCAUUGGAAGCUAUACCGAUCCUAGAUUUGUGGGGAUGUUGAUGUCACCAGUGGCGGACUGUGAUCUCAAAGACUUCUUAAAUCAGAAUCUCUUGAGUGCCGGACAGCGAUCAUUCUUGCGGACUUUCUUUGGAUGUCUUACCUCUGCCUUAUGCUAUCUUCACGAGAACCAGGUACGCCAUAAAGAUAUCAAGCCUCAGAACGUACUUGUGAAGGGCCAUAAUGUAUACUUGACAGACUUUGGGGUAUCUCUAGAUUGGUCAGACCUCGGCCAGAGCACAACAACUGGCGUAACUGUCAGAACUCCUCGGUAUUGUGCCCCUGAGGUUGCGCAAUACAUGCCGCGGAACUCAUCCUCGGAUCUGUGGUCACUAGGAUGCGUAUUUCUCGAAAUUUGGACUGUUUUGAAAGAGGAGACGAUCGACGCUCUUUACAAGUACCUUGAAGGUCAGGGAUCCCGGUCGAGUUGUCAUUAUCUGAAUCAUGCUUCAUCCCUUGCUUGGGCCCGUCUUCUGGAAAACAAGAAUGAGAAUGCUGAGGAGAACGUGCCUGUUACCUGGAUUCGUGGGAUGCUAGUGCCGGACCAAGCUCAGAGAUGGACGGGACAACAGCUAGCUAACCAUAUAGAAGAGUCCAACGAGAGUCCGGAUUACCGAUACGCUUUCUCGGGAGAAUGUUGUUACCAUGGGGAUAAUUCCACAAGUUCCAGCCAAUCUUCGAAGCGCUCUUCUAGGAUUUUGGAAGAAAUCACUGCCUCACUAGUUUCCCCCAAAACAAGGGUGGCUGAAGAACCAACUCGUGAGUACGAAUCAAGAUUCAACCAAGGAUAUCAACCUGAUAUCAUCAACAAGCCUUCUGCUACUGUGGCGCAAGGUGGACCUCUCUUUCGAGGGGCAAUGAAAACAUGGGAAAACACAGAGCAAGAGAAACAGAGGGAAGCCGAACACCUCUCUCGGUUGAAGGACGCGAUACAGCAGAAGAAAUUAAGAAGUGCUCAACAGACUUCUCUGACCAUUCGAUCAUCUGAGACACCUGGGGCUAGGCAUGGAAUAACGGAGAACCAACGUACUGCUGAACAAACCACGAUCAUUCCAACCACCACUACUUCAAUUCCGUCAAGGGACAGCAAAACCAUUCAGGCAAUACGACGGAAACCCCUGCCGAAUAUACCCGAUCAUAAGUUGCCUCUUCGUCCUCGUGAUGAUCCAGGCCCAGAAAAGAGGCAUCUUCAUUUCGUAAGCGAAAAGCAGAAGAGGCGUGUUAUCUCAUGCUUGCCAUGCCGCGAAAGCAGAUCCCGCUGCACUGGCGGUAUCCCAUGUGCGACGUGCUUGAAGAAGCGCACGAAGCCUCGCUGCGUUUACCCGAAGGUCAGUCCAGACAACACAGAUGUGGAUGAGCUCGCCGAAUUUGUGGACCUCCAGGAACCUCAUGAGAACCGACCUAAGCAAGAGAAACGAUAUGCUCAAGACAACUAUACGCCUGGUCGAAAAGACUCUGGAUUAGCCAUGCUAUCUGAUCCCAUUGCCAACCUACCACUUUUCGAUAGGGACGGGCGACCAACAGAUGGAAAUCGCCCGGUCGAAUUCACGGGCCUCCCGCCGCGAAUCCCAAGGGAUAAGCCACUGGGCACGAAAGUUGAUGAGCCCAAGGAGAAAGAUAAGAAUAAAAGACAAGGAGAAGACAGCUUAACGGAAGAUGAUGCCAAGCUCAUAGAAGCAUCCACUGGUGAAGACCGAGUUCGCAGUUUCCCGGGUUCGCAUAGAAAACCCCACAAUAAGAAGAAGGGAGAUAGGGCAGCAGAGACUGAUGAGGAAACAAUCACCCAGGAUCUCGUUACAAAGAACUUGACGAAAGCAAUGAACGACAACCCAUGGUGUGAGUACUCUCUACAGACCUGGUUGAACGGUGAUCAUGCUAACAGUACCCGAGCAUUCGAGCGAGCUGCUCCGUUGUCCUACAUCGAAGUUCGGGUCAACGACAUACCACUCAAAGCCUCCGUCGAAACAGGGAACCAGGUAACGAUAAUAACUCUGCCAACUGCUCAAAAGUGUAAGGUGGCAGCUUUGAUUGAUAAACGGUAUGCAGGCACUGCGAGAGGGGUAGGCACAGCAGAGAUCUUGGGACGAAUUCAUUUCGCUCAGAUCCAAAUUGGUCGACACACUCUAGCUAGCAGCUUUACUGUGAUUGGCUCAAUGGCGAUAGACGACGAGGUGAUGAAUGUGAUGUUGGGCCUGGAUUUCCUGAAGAGAUAUGACAUUGCGGUUGACUACAAAGAGAACUGUAUUCAUCUGAUGCAGGACAAAAUAUAUUUUCUUUAG
This is a messenger RNA of Exophiala bonariae, 2931 nucleotides long. RefSeq lists its product as uncharacterized. The record is from RefSeq and is a predicted model, not a curated record. The transcript is spliced from 3 exons. Gene Ontology annotation, molecular function: protein serine/threonine kinase activity; ATP binding; zinc ion binding. Gene Ontology annotation, biological process: protein phosphorylation; regulation of DNA-templated transcription; proteolysis. Gene Ontology annotation, cellular component: nucleus. NCBI's taxonomy places the organism in Eukaryota, Fungi, Ascomycota, Eurotiomycetes, Chaetothyriales, Herpotrichiellaceae. The coding region runs from base 1 to 2931 and encodes 976 amino acids.